This is a messenger RNA of Synchytrium microbalum, 807 nucleotides long. RefSeq lists its product as uncharacterized. NCBI's taxonomy places the organism in Eukaryota, Fungi, Chytridiomycota, Chytridiomycetes, Synchytriales, Synchytriaceae. The coding region runs from base 1 to 807 and encodes 268 amino acids. The transcript has 5 exons. The record is from RefSeq and is a predicted model, not a curated record.
AUGGGAGCUACGACGCUACAAGAAAGGCUCUUUGAGAAAACUCCAUGCUGCAAUCAUUCACACAGACAGAUUGAGGAGGAUGAACCAGAAGAGGAGGAAUACGAAUCAAAGCAUUCGUUAUUCAAGGAUAAAGAGCAUCUUGAAUCCUUCAAUGCUGAUGGCUCCAAAAAGGAUUUGUGGGACAUGUUUAUCACACCAGCAUCAAUCACAACGAUGGAGACAAAGUUUGGUGUCAUGCCCAACGUUGCCGAAUUCUACUGCACAAUAACCUCCAUCUUCUUCUGUGCCCCAUUGCUGAUCUACAACGAUAUACCAUACGAACUAGUCCCACCCCUCCAACGAGCAUGUAUAGCACUCGCAUGCAUCACAGCAGUAGCCUCAUUUGCCUACCACAUGACAAUAUGGAAGGUCCUCUCAUCAGCAGACUCGGGACUAGCUGUAGCAACCAUGUUCCUAAACGCCCACUCACUAAACUCAUCACUGGCACCACCGUCAUCGUGGCUACACAAUGAUUUGAGCUGGCAGGUUCCUCUUACUGCAAUCAUCUUGCUGUUUAUAUGGCAUUGGGAACGGACUGCUAUAUUGGCCGUGAAAAUGAUACUUGUUAUCUUCCCGUGGUCUGUUUAUGGAUAUAUUAGAGGGGGAGCCUGGACUGGCAUGAUAUUAGGAGUUGCCGGGUUGGCUUGCUUUGCUGUAGAUCGUAAAGGCUGGUUUCCUGGACACACGUGGUGGCAUAUUGGAGGCGGGCUCUCGCUGUACUAUGCAAUUCAUGCCGCCACUCAAAAGACAUUGUUGACAUACACGUAG